UUAUACCUAGAGCCGCAAACCAACCUCAAAGAACCCUAAAUCGAAAACUCUCAUUUCCAAUUCUUCUUCAUCGAUUUUGCUCUAAUCUCUUGGAUCCUCUAGAGAUCGGUUUGGUUUUGCAGGAACACCAAUCCAAUCAAGGUAACCGCUCAGACCCCCUUUCCUUUCGCGCAUCCAAAACGCGGUUUGGAAGUGUAUCCUUGAAUCCUCCUUACUUUUGCUUAGCGAUUGGAUCUUAGAUUGUAGCUAUAGAUUUCACACUUGCUACUAAGAUCUAAAUUGUGCUAGUUAGGAACAUAUUUGUUAAUUGCGGUUCUUGAGAAAUUGCGAUUGUGUCGGGAAUUGAUGGAAGUUGAAGGUUGUUUAGGAAUUGAUGGACUUGGGCAAAAUUGAGAGAUAGGAAUGUCCCAUCGUUUCUGAACAACCGUUGAGCAUGGCUAAUUUGGAAAAUUGACUUUGUUUUGCAGAUGCCUCCAAGAACAAGGAACCCUAAAGCACUCAAAGCCUCUCGCGGAGCAGCCACGCCUUCUCACUCCGCGAACGUCCCAACCUCCUACCCAUGGCCGAACAAGGCUGAGGGUCAACCGAUCAACAUCAAUGACCCACUACUCCUUGACUACAAUUGUGAGGGGUGGGACAAGGAGUCCGCAGCAAGGUACAACAGGCUUCUCGCAGCAGAGAUCCUGCCCACACGAUUUGCUCACGCGGAGACCUUAGCUGCUCUUGGUCUCGAGUCUGAUGUGUUCGAGACGCUCGACGUCAUGGGCCUCGCUCCUCUCUGCUACCAAGCCCAAGUUCUCUAUCCAGAUUUGGUUCGCCAAGUGCUCGCAACAGCUCAGAUUACUUACCAGAACCCAACUGCGCCAACGUACGAGAACUGCUACUUCUCCUUCAUGGCUGACGGCAAGUUCUGCUCCAUCUCUCUCCACGAUCUAAACGAACUACUCGAGAUCGCAGACACGCCAAGAGAGGUCUCAGUUGACAAAAAGUUCGCGCCAGCAAACGCAUUUUGGGAUCUCAUUGCGACAGGGAAGUUCACUUCUCGCAAGGCUUAUCAAUCACAAAUCCGUAACCCCACUCUGCGUAUCAUUGCCAAGAUCGUCUCGAACAUCCUAUUCGCAAAGGAACACACCUCCAAGGUCACAAACGGAGAGCUACAGGUUCUAUACACCGGCCUAGAGGAUGAGAUCCGUAGAGACAGAGUCAUACCGAUACAGACUGUGAAAACAAACCCUGGAUUCCUACUCAUCACGAUGCUCUCUGAGCGCAAGGAUUCCAUGGUCCGAACGGAAGACAAGAGAGACCGCUGCGGCAGUGUUCUCACACCCUUGUUCAAACGCUUCAACAUCGACCUGGAUUCCUACACGAUUGUUCCUGAGCUUGAGUACAUUGACACCGCCUACUUGAUCACGUGCCACAUCCUGCGCGACGAAAGCACAUACAAGUUCGCAGACAAGGACGGGAUCACUCUCUACUGCAAGCUCCCUCUUCCAGGGUUAACAGACUUCACAACCUUGGAAAACAUAGUGUUCUUGCCCAACGCAGAACACUUGUGCGACGACCCCCGUGCGCCAAUUCCAGAUGGGAAUGCGGCCAAGAAUGAUGUGGAGGACAUGGCUCCACCUGCUGAUGGUGCUUACGACCUAGAGGACAUCACGGAUGUUACAGAUGACCACGCCUACAGACGUUGGAUGGUGGACUCCCAGAAGAAAAACAACAGCCUCAUGAAGAGGAUCCUCAGAGCACUCACUGGAGGCUGCAUCAGAAGUCAGGUCGAGCAGACGACGCAAGGAACAAGGCGCCCAGGCAAAGAACCAGCGGGCACUUCAACUAGAGAAGAGUGACUUCCGAGAAACCGGAGAACAGCCGGCCACUCCAGCAGUGGCGAUUCAGACUGAGUCCGAACGGGCUAUUCCUAUUCCCUUGUUUUAUCCAUCUGAACUAUUUAUUUCCCUGCUAUUUGUUUUCGGUUUGGUGUGUUUUAUCCUCCUCCGAUUUAUUUUCACAACCAGGGAUGGUGUGAAGUAAGUCUGGGGGAGAAACUCUGUACGAUUUCCAUGUUUUUAUUGAGUCAGUCCCUAGGAUCGAGUCAGUCCAGUCAAACUUAUUGUGGUAAUCAGGACCUUAUUUUGUGAUGAUUUCUUAACCACCUCGUGCUUUAACCUUCUUAUUCAGUGACCUUAGCAGUGAUGAAAGACCCACACAUGGACCUGGAACACCCUGACUUAUCUCAUUUGACAUUCCAGAAAUUCUCCACCGAUCAGGUUACACUGGGUAGACUCGACUCCACUAUAUCUGAACCUAAUCUGGACUUUAAUUCUUCUUGUUAUGGGUACUAGAUCAGGGAAACGAGACCUAUACUCAGGACUUCUUAUCCUUUAUAUCCAUCUUGCUGUUCCUGAGUAGCUGGCUCAUCUUUAUCUAGUUCCCACCUUGUACCUUAGCCUUCAUUCCAACUUCAGGCAUUUGUUUUUCAGUGAUUAUAUGUGCAGAUAUGUGCAAAAAGGUUGGAGAGGAAAGGAUCAACGCAGCCUCUUACUCGUUACUGCUGUAGAAAAUCAAUCAGAAAGGAGAACAAGCAGAUCAAGGGACCAACUGCUCCAUGACCAAUGAAUCGUGCAAGUAUAGCAGAAUGUUGCGAAUCAGAUCCACCAGUGGCCUUCUCAAAAUCACAUGCUACCUCCUUCUUCGUCACCUCAUCUCUAUUUUCAUGCUAUGCAAAAAAGAAAAAAAAAAUAUAUUUUACCUUUCAUUUUUAGCAUUUGACGAUGGAGAAGGAGAUGAGUUCAAGGGAACAUGAGCCACUGGAAAAGCCAAGAAAGAGUUUAGGCUAAUUUUCGGAGAACAUAGAAGGGGGCGAGCAGAGCAGUCUGAUGACUGUUCCAGAACAGAGAGCAACCGUUCGAGAGAGGGCAAAACGAGUAGAGGCUGUGGACAUCAAUGGAUCCGUUCUCUCUUGCCAUUUUGUGCGAUAUCCUGCAUCCUCUAAGAAAUCGGUAACCCCUAAACACUUUUAACUCCACCAUUAAAAAGCCUGUUCCAUACCUAGACCGUCCACCCUGAGUAGCGCCCAUGACAAGAAGCUCACGAAAAUUCUAAUUGAACAAAUGGAGUUUGGUCUCGAAGGUGUCGCUUUUUCAGGUCAAGAUGUAGAGUAAGGAGCCGAUCUGUGAACAGCGAUCAGGGGUCUCCAGUAAGUGUGUGUGGUUCUAAUCUACUUCUUGUAUGGUUCAGAGAUUUGUGGUAAGAGUAUGGUUGCUGAGAAUAAGCGAAUUCCCACACUUUCAAACUUUUCUCCUGUUCUUGAUACUUGCCUUGUUCGAGGACAAACAAGGAUCUAAGUCUGGGGGAAUUGAUAUAUGGUGUUUUUCACAUCAUUGUAUAGGUGUUUUUGUAUUGAUUCGAGUCCUUAAUCCGAGUCAAUCUAGUCCUUUUUGAUCUCUUACAGGUCUGGAGUUGGUAGAAGAAUGAAGAAAGCGUGCUUGAAGAGAAGCUGUCCUUUUGGAGCAUUUUGCGGAGAACACUCAAGACGAACAGUCCCGAGACUGUUCUCAAGCAGAACAAGCAGACGGAGUGAUCCCGAGAUUGUUCCCGACAAAUAAGGAAGCUUCCAUUUUUGGGAAUUAAGACCUUGUUGCCCUAAUUUCUCUUCUACCUAUUGGCGCCUCCAUAUAAAGACGCCACCUAUCCUAUUUUAUUUCGGACGCUAGUUUUUACAAGAGAACUAUUAGCUUUUGCGAUCUGCAACUUGUAAGGGAGAAGAAUCCAUUCUCUCAUAGAGAAGACCUUCUGAACCCUUGUUUACUACUCUUAUUAUUAUGCAAUUUCAUUCAGUAUCUAUGUGUUUGAUUGCUUGCAUCAUGAUUGAGUAGUGAUCUAGCUCGCCUAGGGUUUUUAGGGUGUUGAAAUAUGAGCUAAACAUAGAUAAGCUAUUCUUGAUUAUUCUUCAUCCAUACUAUUCUUAAGGCUUCCAUUAAUCUGAUCACUUGAUGUUAGAUCCUAAGUUUAUCGCCAAGCUAACCGCUUAGGAGAUAGCUUGACAUGUAUUGAAUGAGCUUAGUAUCCCUGAUCAGCGAAAGUAGAUAUUAGGGUAGUAAGUGAACUGAUCGGACCUGACCUCUAAGGCUUGCAGUCGCUUCUCAUCUCAACGACAAGUAGAUGAUGGGAUCGACCAGCAAAGAGAUCACCACCACGACAGUGGGGUGUUCCAGCUGAGUGAUCCGAGUUCUAGAAAGCACUGCACCGCGCUUGAAUAAUUGUUUGGCUCUCGCUCAACACCCAAUGAAAUACCCUAGGCUAGCCGCUUUUUAAAUUGAAUCAAUCUCUAGUUUACUUGUUUUCUGCGUCACCAAUUGAAUUAAAAACCAUUUUCUUCUUAGCUUGAUAUUGAAAUUUAUAAGAGUAAAGUGUAGACUGGUCCUCUGGAUUGAAUCUAAAGUACUAUAAUCACAACUGUUAACUUGGCAGUAGCAAGGAUUCAUAUUUAGUGUAUCACAUAUCAAGUUGUAUCAUUAAAUAUAAAAAAAAUAUAACAAAAAAUUAGCACCUGAUAAUGCAAGAUGGACGUUUUUGUUUAGAAGUUCUGAAAAGAUAAAUGGAAGUAGCCGCUCCAUAAAAACAUGGCAGUCGUGACUCUUCAUGCCAGAGAACUUGUUGUUCUCCAUAUCAAUACAAUUAGCUAAGUCUGAAGCAUAACCGUCGGGAAAUUUAACUGCGUGUUUCACACAUUCCAAGAAACUUUUUUCCCGGCUUCGUCCAAUGUGUAGGGAGGAAAUGGAGCUUGACCAUCAUCAUCAACAUGUAAGUGUGGCCGAUCACAAAACUCUGAUAUAUCCAAUCUUGACUGGAUUGUGUCUUUCGACUUACCCUUCACAUUCAUAAGAGUAUUCAUGAUGUUGUCGAAAAAAUUCUUCUCGAUAUGCAUCACAUCAAGAUUAUGACGGAGAAUUAGAUCCCUCCAGUAUGGUAACUCCCAAAAUAUGCUUUCCGUGUGCCAAUUAUGGUACUUUCCAUAUCCAGGCUUCUUCUUUUCAUGAUCGUUUCCACCGCAAACAGACGUUUUAGGAGGAUUGACACCAUUUAACCGCUCUGAAUAAACUUGCUCACCAGUCAAAGAAUCUGGUGGAACUUCAUUUACCGCAUUUUUUCCCUUCAAGAAGUCUUUUCUAUUCUUCCUCAGUGGAUGAUUACGAGGCAGAAAUCUUCGGUGACAAUCAAACCAACACGUCUUCCUUCCCUUAGGCAGAUAAAAAGACUUAGAAUCUUCCAUGCAAAUUGGACAUACUAAUUUACCAUGGGUCGUCCAUCCGGAAAGCAUGCCGUACGCCGGAAAGUCGCUUAUCGUCCACAGAAGCACGGCUUAAGUUGAAAUUAUGAUUCAAGGACACAUCAUAUGCUUCAACUCCAGUUGACCAUAGUUCUUUUAACUCCGCAAUCAGAGGUUUGAGGAAGAUAUCAAGACUAGCUCGUGGAUGAUUUGGCCCAAAAUUUAGAAUUGUAAGAAACAGGUACUCUGUUUUCAUGCACAUACCGGGGGGCAGAUUAUACGGAGUCAAGAUUAUAGGCCACAACGAAUGAUUAUGAGACAUUCCAAAUGGAUUGAAUCCAUCAGUACAUAAUCCAAGAUAAACAUUACGCGGUUCUUCGGCAAACCGGGGAUGUAUUUCUUGAAAGUUUUUCCACUCCGCCGCAUCAGAUGGAUGACACAUUUCUCCCUCUUUUGCUUGGUGCUCAUCAUGCCAUCUCAUUGCCGCUGCAGUCUUCUUGCUCUGAUACAUUCUCUUUAACCUAUCAGCUAUAGGGAGAUACCACAUACGGCUAUAUGGGACUUUGGUUCUACGGCGUUUGUCCCACCUUUCAGCACCACAAAAUUGACAUGUUUCCCACCUUUCAUCUUCUUUCCAAAAUAUCAUACAAUUGUUGAUACAAACAUCAAUUGUAAAAUAUGGGAGCCCUAAAUUGCGCAUCAACUUUUCUGUCUCGUAGUGUGAGUCGGUUGCCAUGUUUCCAUCUGGUAAAUAGUCAUUCAACAUUUGACACACCGAAUCCACACACUUUUCACUCAUAUUAUAAUCUGCCUUAGUUUGUAAAACUCGAGCAGCUAAGGAUAACUGCGAGUGACCUUCACGACAACCAUCAUACAAGGGAUUUUUUGCUCCUUCUUACAAGUCGUAAAACCUUUUUGAAUGUACAUCGUCUACUACAUUCUGGUAAUUACCAGGACCAUCCUGGUAAUUACCGUCCUGGUAAUUACCAUCCUGGUAAUUACCAUCCUCGUGAUAAUUAUCACACCUCACAUUAUCACAAAAUGCAUCAUUUACCAUAUCAACAUAUAUAUCUUCAUUACCAACUUCUUCACUACCACUUAAAGGUGUCGGAUCAACAUGACUCGUUCCUAAUUCCAUAUCAACUUCUUCUCCAUGAUUAUACCAGACAUAAUAGUCACGCAUGAAACCUCUACUAUAUAUAUGUUUCCAAAUUUUUGAUCCCGGAAGAAAUUUAUCGUUCUUGCAAACACUACAUGGACAGGAAAAUUUACCCCCAUUGCUCUGCGUGAUAGGCUGGCUAUUUGCAAAUGUCAUGAAUUGAUCCACCCCUGCUAUGAACUCUUCUGAGAAAUUUCCCGUCUUUUCAUCGAUCCUCUUGUACAUCCAUUCUCGAAAAUGGUAAUAGUUGGAAUUUCCCGACAUUGUAACACUGCAAAAAAAAAAUUUUUUUUGAAUGUCAACGAUUUUUUGUUGUUUUCACUUUCUUUUUAUGUUUUUUAGCAGAAAUGUAUGGUAAACAUCGUGUAGUAUUUAUAGAAACAUUUCCGACUUAUUAGCGGCUCAAUACCGACAAAGCCAGCAAAAAUUAGUUACACCAACCAUGGAACGUAAAUCAUGUGUUUCGUACCGGUAUUGACUGACUGAUUAGCGACUCCGUUACGACCACAAAAAAAGCAGUCGCUAAUAGUCACAAAAUCUCCGACUAUAUUGCUACAGAAUUGCUCCGAAGACGCCGUAGUCGCAGAUCAGUCGUAAUGGUUCGACGAAUUCGGCGGUUGACUUACAAAAAUUAGUUACACCAACCGUAAAAUGUAAACCACGUGUUUUGUACCGGUUUUCACCGACUGGUUUGUGGCUACCGUAUGACUCUAUACAUCAGUCGCGAAAUAGUCGCAAUAUUCAGACUAUAUUGCGACUACAUAAACUCCGACAACAAUGGGGUCGCGGAUCAGUCGUAAUCUGACGAUGGCAUAACGACUAAACGUCGCAGUCGCUAUUGUGCGACUGAUUAACGACUAAAAUUUCCGCGUUGCAAUUCAGUUGUCCGUCAGUCGCCAAACAGUCGUAAAACUUAACGACUACGUUUUCAGUCGCAAACUGUGGUCGAGAAUCACAUGUUUUCUUGUAGUGGAGGGUAUUAGAUGAUAAGCAUUAUCUCUUGUAUUAGUUAGAAUAUGCUUGUGUAUAUUCCUAUUAGUUAGGAACUUCCCUGAUAUCUCUCAUUCGAUUGUACUAUAUAUUUUGAGGAAUGAUAACGUAAAUAUUCACGGGAAAUCAUAUUCACUUACAGGGAGAAUCUUCGGCCCUGUUGCUAUUUACUAUAUAAGAAUCACUGUGCUUUGUGGCUAUUUAGAAUUCAGUUUUGUUUGGCCUAUCUUUAGAAAGGUAAAUAAGAAAAUCAAAUCUACUGGAAGCCAAUACACUGUUUGCGUGUUUGCUGAUGAUUCCAUAGAAAAUGAGUAAACGGGUAGCAAGCGACCCCUAAUACAACUUUAUACAAAUGUUAAAAGUCGAUUAAAAACCAAAACCAAGUGAGGCUGCAGACCUGAGUUUUACCCAUAUGCAAAAGUAGAAGGUGGCUAGCCUUCCGAAGAACAUGAACAAAAAGUAUUAGAUAUUUGAUUAUGUUCCCUAGUUUUUUUUUUUUGACACAUUACGUAGCAAAAGAAAUUCAUAGAACUGAUUCUUCAAACUUGCAGAUCCAUCUUUGCUUCUUUUUUUGAUUACUUUCCUUCAAAGCAUUAAUCUUCAUUUUAUAUUAUGUUUUUGAUGUUUUAUAGUUUGUUCAGUGUGAUUAUCCACUUACCCUUGCCACCUUUUCAUACAGUCUUCAUCAUAUUUCUCUGCAACAGCUGAAAUAAAUCAUGAUGCAUUACAACAUAUGAGGUCUCGAUCGUCAAACAAAAUAUUCUCUUAACCAUUAGUGCAAGAAAGAUCAGACAGAAAUAAAAUCAGAUUGACUCAUUUCGAAGCUGGUGCAAGAUGGUGUAUAAGAUAUUCCGAACGACGUCAAUUAAAGCCAGUGAGAGAAUGCAGAGAAACUGACUUUGAUCAGAUUAGAACAUCAGUAACUCAAGAUUUUUUUUUGUUUCGGAUCACAUCAAUGAAGUCAUUCGAUCUAUAUUAUCAUAAAAGUUAUCGACCAAAGAAACUAUAGAUAUUCAAGUUUUAUCAGUCAAGCAUGGUGCGUAAAAUAAUAAUGAACGUGGUGUUAUCGUCACAUUUAAGUAUACUAUUUGUCCGUUUGUUUCUUACGCCCAGAUAACUCUUGAGGAUGACAUUGAGGUCAGGCCGUCAUGCGAAGGAUAUCUGUUGUAUUUGGUAUAACCAUUAAAAAUGACACAAAGUGAAGAUAUAUAAGUAGAUUAUAUAAGUGCUCUAAUUCUAAUGUACGAAUAGAUCUAAGCAUGAUGGGUCUCUCGCUAAUGUAACCAGAUCCAGUUUUGUUUACAUAGCUAAUUAUGAGAGUUCUGUACUAAGUAAUGAAGCAACAACAUAAGGUGGGGAUACGUUAUUAAAGUGGUUGCCAAACUGUAUACUAAUCUGUGUUUAUGGUUGACUCCAACCAUUGAACAUGAAAGGAAGGUCUUAAACACCACAGAAGAAGUAAAUCACAAGAUUCAAACACCACAGAAGAAGAAGUAAACAUAAGAGUUGACUACAAUGUAAGAACCAAACUAAAGAAGUACUUUGUCUGUUAGGAUUUAAACCUUUUCCUAGUGCUUUAAACUUAGAUUGAAAUCAAUAUCAAAAGCUCUUCCCUUUAUACACUCAAAGAAAACUGUUUCUCAAGAACAACUAUAGAGAUUACAACCAAUGAUUAACACAAAAACCCUAACACUCGUAAUUGCUUAAUCUCUUGUUAUCUCUCUCUUAUGCUCUUGCUCUGUCUCUCGGAUGAUUUCUUUUUUUGGGAUACCCUUAAAGCCACGAUCACCUCUUCUAUAUAUAACACCAUCAACUUCUUAAGUUUCCUUAUCCUUGUCGUCUUUGGUCGACAUAGCAAAACUAACGUUUCCUUUUUGAUUAUGCAGGGAUUCAUUAUUGGGCUGGACUUAGAGAGAUGGGUCAAGACAGAAUUGGGCCUUUAACUCUACAAUCUCCACCUAAGGCCCAGAUUGCUGUCUCUUCCAGUCACCAUCGCUUCGACGACAUCGACGCUUUGUUCCUGCUCCUUCCUCUGCGAUCAGAAAACUGAUCUGAAAAGCUACCUGUGAUAAGUUGUUGAAUCACUUGUAGUCAUGUUCCUUGUUUCAUCUUUCCUGUGUGACUUCAAGCACCAAACCAGAAACGAAUCUCUCUCAGCUCUUUUUUUUUUUUCGAGAAUCUCUCGACGGUGAUGACGUCUCGCCGACGAAUCCUUCCGUCUCCGGCGAGUCCCGUUUCUUCACCCUCUCUCACCUUGAUUCUUCACAACGACAACCUUUGCAUCUCCAAUGAAGAUGACCUCUGACCAGAACCUGUCUCAUCCGGUGAACUGUGAAUUGUUGUUUCUCCGACCUUCACAUCGAUCCUUGUCUUUAAUCCCCUCCAUGGAUAGCGAUUCAAUCUUCUCAAAUCUCAAGCUCAUUCCUUUACCAAAUUAGACCAUUCUAAUCGCAACACCAACAUCUGCAUUGUGCUAGACCAUUCAUCUCCAAAAAAGCUCGCGAUUUCUUCUUGGUGACUAGCGAAUCUAAUUUUUCAUGUUGGUGUUGAUCAAUUCAAUCAAUAUUACCGGCCAUACUGCAGCUUUUCGUCCUUCCUGCGUUUCCGUUGAUCCUUUGGAGACUCCCCUGUUACUCCGACGAACCCACGAACCCCUUUCCACUUCAACUUCCUGGUAAGCUCUCCUUGGUGUUUAUCCUCCACCACAGCAGCUGUUUAAGACGUUCUCUCCUCUCCGGUGAUCUAUUUCUUCUUUCCCCGACCUAGAUACUCGUCUCCAUUCAGCUUCUCUUUGCUGUUUAAGACGUUUUCUCAAGUCAUCCCUUCAACUUUAAAUUUUCUUUUAAAGUAUACUCCUCAUCCGACCUUUCAAACCUUUUGAGCGACUUUUCUUGUGUUUCAGCUACUCCACCUUGAGCUGAAACUUCUGCCUCGCAUCUAUGCUCACAGGUAACUAUCUAAACUCCACCUUGAGUUUUCCAUUAUCAAUAUAAACCUGAAACUGACUUGUUUCUCCUCCUCUGUCUCUGCGAGUUUGAGACAGCGUUGAUAAUGGAGUUACCUGGAGCGUCUUCCUUCUUAGGCGGAAUCGCAGCGAACCUGAAGCUCCUGCCCAGGGAUUCAUUAUUGGGCUGGACUUAGAGAGAUGGGUCAAGACAGAAUUGGGCCUUUAACUCUACAUUGUCAAAAAAGAAAGAAAAUAAAGAAGAAUUUGUAAUGGAAAGAUUAAAAAGUAUCUACGGGUUUUGUGCGUACCCGAGGGUUCAGUUUGGUUUUCAUUACCAAAAAGGUAUAAUCAUGGUGCACUUAGUAAAAUACAAAAUAGAGAGACCGAA
This is a messenger RNA of Brassica rapa (field mustard), 10750 nucleotides long. RefSeq lists its product as uncharacterized. Lineage: Eukaryota; Viridiplantae; Streptophyta; Magnoliopsida; Brassicales; Brassicaceae. The record is from RefSeq and is a predicted model, not a curated record.